Messenger RNA from Porites lobata, 3738 nucleotides. The record is from the annotation of a GenBank genome assembly. NCBI's taxonomy places the organism in Eukaryota, Metazoa, Cnidaria, Anthozoa, Scleractinia, Poritidae.
AUGGCCGACAGCAGUGGCUCUUCGUCUUUUUCUCCAGUGACGCCAGGUCCGCAGUCAUCCAUCGCUGAAUUAGUCUCUGGAUUAUUGGAAAACCCUCAUUUUCAAGACGUGCUCGAAAAAACGACUAGAAGAACGCAUCGAAGCCCUUCCCUACAAGCAAACCAACCGGCAACAGGGAGCACGACAUCACGGCCUGUGUUUCAGACGCCUGUGGAAGAAUUUCGGUCUCUUUUUAGGGCCGGAACCUCAUCAUCACAGGGCCAGAAUACUUCAAUGCCUAGAUUUAGGCGUUUCUAUCGACGACCAAGAGGACGAGCCUAUGCGAGCCGGACACGAUCUCACACCACAACGUCUGCAACAUUGACAAAUGCGAGUGCAAGAGUUGACAAGCAGACACCGUUCUGCAGGGAGGUUGUACUGCUUAACAGACCACAUGAUCAAACCGUACUUAGGGGAAGUCGCAAAGCAAGUUUACACUGGACUGGAAAUGUCCUGAGUGCCUUCCAAUUCAGCAGAGGCUGGUCGGCUGAAGAAGUUUACAGUAAUCUUGAGGGCGCCUUUCCUCAAGUGGUCAACAUUCAAGAGGAGCCCAAGUAAGUCAUUGAAUCAUAUACAGUAUUUUACUUCUAACAACUAAUCGAGUUUUCUUUUAGCUGGGUGUCAAAAUCUUGAUCAUCAUAGAAUAAUUUUGUCGACUGUCAUCUUUAAUAAAUUAUUGAUGUAUUAUUUUUAUAUAAACUGAACUCUCAUUUUUCAUAAUUAGGAGAAAAGUGCAUUUCCGCAUCUAGUGGAGUUUGAACAUUGCACACAGUAGCUUCCGUAACAUGGUAGUUGUAAAUAUUUCCAACUUUGGUUAAGGAGGUAUAUAUGUUAUUUGCAGGCUGGGAGGUCUGUAUGGGGGUGCUUAAGGGGGGUACGAACACUGCAAAACCGCACAGAAUAACAUGGAAAACCGCAAACUGCAUUAAAAUUACCCAAAAAUUUCUAAAUACCACAAACCGCUUAAAAUAAAAACUUCCACAAAACCACACCAAAAAUUGAGCAAAACCGCAUCACUGCAAACCCUUAUGCCCCCCUUGUAUAGCGAAAAACCUGUACCCGAAAUCUUGAAAAUGCUAAAAACGGCAGGCUGACAGCAGCUUUUUCAAGACCUCAGUCACAGUUUUUUGCUGUACCGACCAACCCAUUAAUUUUUUUAAUUAAUUUUUUCACCUCUCUCUCUCUCUCUCUGAAAUCACUUUGUAAUAAUUGUUGACUUGCUUAGCGCUUGAUAGCGAAUGCAGUAAGCGCCUUUCAAAGUGAAUGUUUCAAAGAGAAAUAUCUUUAUUUGACUGUGUUUCCAAGCCACUUAUCUAAUAAAAAUCUGUUUUGAAACUAACUUUUGUAGUUAAACGGAUCAAUGUAAAAAGAUGGAAAUUCAAGGUCAAGGACAAAAACUCUCAGAGUGUUCCCAUGCCCUUGGAAAAGAUAAAAUCUGGACCGCGCAAAGAAGCAAUGAGAUUGCAACAUUCGAUAUCGUGUCCUCUUAAAAAAAUAAACAAGAAUAUUCUUUUUCAGUAUUUUUAUUUAUUCAAGGAAUACUUAAUAAUGCUCACAACAAGUAUUAUUGUUAUUAUUAUUAUUAUUAUUAUUAUUAUUACAAAUGGGUUGGUUAUAUUUGAAUGCAAGAUAAAUUCAGAUUUUGCAUCAUCAACUGCAAUACCUGGAGAUGGCUGAUAAUUUACAUGUACUUGUCCUGUCUUUAUGUUUAGGUUCACGGUGAUGUUGGGAGUCGGUAGUGAUCUGGUUGAACCACAGUUGGCAACUGGUCAGCACUUAAAUGGUGAACUUCUAAGUAAAAUAUUUUGUCAAAAGACCAUCUGGCUUGUACCAAAAGAAAAAUUGAGUUUUGAUGAUCAAAAAGAAGAGGUAAAAAUAUCCCAUUUGUAAUGUACAUGUAUGUAUUUCUUUAUUUGACAGACUCACCACCAACAAGGAGUUCUCAAGUCGAAUGUAAACUUGGUUGGGUUUCAAAAACCAAAAAUAACUUUAAUGGAAGGGACUAGUUGAUGAGUAAAAUUGUGUGGUGUUAGACAGAGUAAAAUCUGUCAAGUCUCACUCCCAGGAGUCAAUGGAUUAAGGACUACAGGAUAAUAUCCUUUGUAGUGAAAUUUAAGUUGAAAGUGUAUGGACCACAACAAGUAGUUUAACUUCUCAAAAUGCUUUUUGGAGCUGGAGGGUAUUUUUGUAGUAGUGAAACAUGUCUCCCUUUAUGAUACCUUCAUGCUUCAUGACAGUGACACUGUUUGUGAAUUAUUGGCCAUAACAAGUACACUUGAUGACUAAAUAGAUGAAAUCAAAGUGUGUGUUCUGAUGUAAUGCCAGAGUGCUAGUAUCAAUACUAUUCAUACAAAUAUUUUUUCUUAAAUAUUUUUAGCAUGUUCAGGAUAACUUGUCAGCCCUUCUGGAUGAACCCACUUAUAUAUCCUCAACAAUGCAAGCACAAAAUACUUGUAGAUUGGAAUCUACCACUGGACCCUGUGUUGAAACCCAACCUUCUUGUGAUUCACAAAUUAACUCUGUGCCUUGUGAACUGGAUGUCCAUCCUACUUGUAACUCACAAACUACCUCUGCCCAUAGGGUAAUGGUAGACCAGCCCGCUUUUGAAUCAGGUAACCCCCAAAAAUAACAGCUAGUAAACUUAUUUGUUUAGUCUCAGUGCUCAGUUUGAAAGCAUCGUUCUCAUUUAUUGCUGACAAUGCUGAUAUGUAGAGUACUACUUGCAGAGUAUUAUUAUCAUUGACGACUGUGAUGAUAAAUGAUUUUGAUAGCCUUAGCUAUGUGCCACAGGGUACUCUUACAUAUUACUACCAGUUUCUCAUUCAUUACUACUCUGUAUAUGUACUUCAUUGAGUUAUUGUCCCCAACUUAUUUGACAGAUGCCCUGGGGAACCUCACGGCAAUUUUUCCAGCAAAGAGUGAACUUUAUUUGGCUGAGAAACUGCAGUGUUCAAAUGGUGAUUUACAACACACUGUCCCGUCCAUUCUUCAUGAACAAGAUUUGUAACAAACAAGUUGUCAUCAUCUUAUAAGCACAGUGCUGAAUUCCUUCAUGAUCAUGAACAAGUGCAUUGCCAGAGAAGAAAUCUUUCCAAUGCAGCAAUGGCUGGGGCUAAAAUAACUGUUUUGUAGUUUUAGGUAUCAGGAAUAUCCAUACCUACCUCAGAUUGUUUUGGUUUCUUCUGGGGGCAGAGGUGGGAGGGAUGGCAAAAACCAAAUUGUAUGAAGCUAAAUGAACUGAAUCUGCUGAAAGGUGAAGGUUUGAGGCAGGAGGGUCUCAAAGGGAAAAAACUUUCAUAGGGGAGAUAUGAUUUAUGAAUGUUCUCUGCAUCCACACAUGGCUCCUGCUGGACAUUUAAGUUCUAGCUGGAGUGAUGGAUGCAAUUUUGAACAUUAUUUUGAUUGUAGCAAGCAUUGACACUUUUGUUUCUUCUGUUUAAAGUGUCAAAGUUGUGUUUGUGAUGGUGCUUGUGAGCACUGUGACAAACAGAAUAGUGCCUUUGUCUUUGCACAAAGAAGCUACACUUAAUAUAACACAAGGCAACUUUAUUUCUUCUAGAUCCUGGUGACACCCAAGAUGCGUUUGAGUUGCCAUUGCGUACAGUGAGAGAACCACCUGAUAAAAGCCUUGCUAGAUAUCAAGCAAAAAUGGUCAGCCACAGUCCAAGACAGUACAACGAUCUUCCAACAAUAUUAUAA